AUGGAUGGGUCUCGUGAAGAGCUGCAUCGAUUAAGGCCUCGUUUUCUCUUAGCAGUCUUGCUCGAGAUUUUCUCAGCAAUCUACGGACGAGAAGCUGGUUUUGACAUCUCCUCAGAUCCGAAUCCGAAGGCCGGAGGAGUGGCAUUCGGUUGGGCGAAGGAGUUCCGCUUGUUAGCGUUUCUGAGUUUUGUGAUGGUGAGUUUCACAAUCGCUCGCGUGCCGCUGGAGGCUGAACGGCUUCGAAGAGCACAAGAGGAGUGCGACGUGUACCUGGGCCUCGGUUCACUCUGCCUCUUGAUCUCGCUCUCUUUCUCGGCUUAUGUUCACUGGUUCGUCUGA
Messenger RNA from Eutrema salsugineum, 339 nucleotides. RefSeq lists its product as uncharacterized. The record is from RefSeq and is a predicted model, not a curated record. Lineage: Eukaryota; Viridiplantae; Streptophyta; Magnoliopsida; Brassicales; Brassicaceae. The transcript has a single exon. Bases 1 to 339 code for a protein of 112 amino acids.